GUGCAAUUAGGGGACUGCUUAUGAGAAAUGGAAGUUACGAAAAAAGGAGUUUAUAUAGGCUAACGCUUGUAAUAAAAUUAAGGGGGAUGUCUAUAAAGAAGCUAUUCAAACAUGUACUGCAUCAUUAAGAUGAAAAUGAGUGGACGGGGAUUGAGAUUAGCUGAGACUGGAGUUGUUUUAUAUUUUUGAUUGUAUAUUUCGGUAAGUGGACUUUAGAAUUCAUAUUUGUUUACAAAUGGCGGCUGAUGUGCGGGAGGAAGACGUCAAAUGCGAAUUGUCUUCGCGAUCGGCGUUAUCGAAAGAAAGUGAUGAUGAAGUUUCGUCAUCAUUAUGUUCCACUGAGUACAUGCCUUCUUAUUUGAUCGUGCAGGAGCAAAUGAGAGAUUUGAUUCUCACCCAAAAGUCUGCUGCGGAAGAGCUUGUUCGCAGUAACAUAAGUAUUUUAAAUGCAAGCAAACAAAGUUUUAACACCACAGUGGAAUCUCAGGAGGAAAAAAUCAGGUGCCUUGAAGCUACUAUUCAGAGUGAUUAUGUUCCCAGAGAUGUACACGAGAGUCUUCAGAAGAAAUUAGAGGAUGACCAUGUGCCAUUGGAUAAAUAUAAUCAGCUGAAGAAACAGUUUAAGGAGGAGUGUGAGAAGCAUGUUCAGACCCAGACCAGGCUGAGAGAAGUCCUCGACCAGCUGGACAGUUCACUACAUCAAAUUUCUGGUCUUACCAUGGAAAGAGAAAAGGACAAGGCAACAUUUGAAGCAGGGUACGAUGCUCUUCGUGAUGAAAUAUCUGCACUUCUGAAGAGAAAUAGUGAACUGGAAGAAAAGUUGGAUGAUAAAUGUAAAGUUAACAGUGAGUUGGAGGACAGGAUCACGAGGCAGCAUGGAGAGAUUGAGGACUUGCAAGAGCAAAAAGUGCAGCAGAAGUUGAAGUUCCGACAGAAAAUGACAGAGACUGAGGUGGCAAAACAGCAGGAAGCUUACCUGAACCGAGUCCUUAGUGGUGAGGAAAAGAAGAAAACAAAAAGAUGACAUUUCUCAACAUGCUUGAAUUGUUGAGAUUUGAACCUGUCACAGUUGUGGAUUCAAUUCCUUUAAUUGAGUAGGCCUAUAUGCCAUGUUUAGGUGGGGGGGUUUUUACGAAGUGUAUACAGACCAGGUAACCGGGAACAAAGUCACGAAGUAUACAGACCCGGUAG
Aplysia californica (California sea hare) is the source of this 1191-nucleotide messenger RNA. RefSeq names its product serine/threonine-protein kinase MRCK beta. The record is from RefSeq and is a predicted model, not a curated record. The transcript is spliced from 7 exons. The coding region runs from base 236 to 1024 and encodes 262 amino acids. Gene Ontology annotation, cellular component: nucleus; cytoplasm. NCBI's taxonomy places the organism in Eukaryota, Metazoa, Mollusca, Gastropoda, Aplysiida, Aplysiidae. Gene Ontology annotation, molecular function: DNA binding.